This is a messenger RNA of Loa loa (African eye worm), 237 nucleotides long. RefSeq lists its product as hypothetical. The coding region runs from base 1 to 237 and encodes 78 amino acids. NCBI's taxonomy places the organism in Eukaryota, Metazoa, Nematoda, Chromadorea, Rhabditida, Onchocercidae. The transcript has 2 exons. The record is from RefSeq and is a predicted model, not a curated record.
AUGAAAAAGCCAACAGUUCCAACGAAUGAUUAUCCAUCAAUGUUAAGCUUAUAUAAUAAUAGAAUUUUAACCUUUACAAGCAUACAAAAUGUUGCGAAAGUUUUCAAAAGAACCGAAGAAAAUGACAAGAAAUGUGACACUUUGACAAAAGCUAUUUAUUUGCGAUUUUGUGAUGAAAAUGCUGGCUAUAUUUCAUUUGCAUUUACAAAUUUUAACAAGUAUGCCUUGGCUUACUAA